UCAAACAGUUUUCGAAGAAUUCCGAAUUUCAAAUUUUCUAUUUUGACUGCAGGGUUAUCGGGUCCCCGAUCUCUGUUUAUUUCAAGUUAAAAUAGAUGUUAUCUCAUUAUGAAGCGCAGUUUGUUACCAUGUGCAUUGCCUGCGAAAGACGUAAGUGUCAGAGAACAUGACUACAGCAUCAGAGUGACAAGAGUCGCUGUAUCGAAGAAUAAGAAACAUGUUCGGAGGAACGCUACUUCAAACGAUCAACCCGACAUGUCUCAAAUGAACAACGAAUACGAAAUUACGGAGCUCUUCAUAGAGCCGAUCGUCGUAAAUGUUAUACGAGUGUUAGCUGCAAACGGAACCAUAACCCAACUGGCCACGAAUAUUCCUCUAGAAGAAAUUUGUCAUACCGACGAUGUGCUGGAACUAACGCCAAUGGAUCACCUACCGCUCGAUGAAGCGCUCUCAAAGUCAGUUUUCUUGAACGAAGUGUGCAAGGUUUGUCUGAAAGACCUCACCGAUUCACCGGAUAAGAUUCUGUUUCACGAUGAUUUCGGACAAGUUAGCGGAGAACUCGUGAACAUUAGUGCCGCACUUGAGUCAAUGAAUGUCGAGAUUACAAAUGACACCAGCGGACCGAAGCAGAUCUGCAUCGAGUGUUUUAAUAUCUUUUCGAAGAUGACGCUGUUCCAGCAGAUCUGUAAACGAUCCAAAUGUGCACUUGCCAACAUCAGUGAAUUUGUCGUCCAGCGACAAUCAAAUGUGAAAGUUGAAGCGAGGGACGACGUUGCACUUAUGUGUUAUUCACCCGUUGACAUUGUUGACAUAAAGGAGGAACAGGAUGAACUGCCAGAUCCAGAGUUAGUUAAUCAGCAAUUAAUCGAAAUGGACGAUAGUGUACCAGCAGUCAAUUCGAACGAUCCGGGCGUGCCCAAAUCAUUCAUUUGCAACCGAUGUGGAGGAAGUUUCGACCAUCGAAAUUCGGUUGUCUACCACAAACGAUACGAGCUGUGUGUCAAGGGCAUCAAUCCUCAGUGCAGAUUUUGUAAAGCAACAUUACCGACAGUUAUGGAUUUGGAUCAUCACUUGGAGAACGACCACACUGCCUAUCCGUGUACCAAAUGCGACAAAUCAUUUACCACAGUGACAAAGCUCAACAACCAUCAACGGUGUCACAAAGUGCUCAUUUGCGACUUUUGUGGACAAACGUUCUUUUCGAAACGACAGAUUCGCAAGCACUUGCAACAUCACGUUUUUAAUACGUUUGCUUGCUUGUUCUGUACGCAGUCGUUUAAAACGCCGAAGAGUCUCGGAGUGCAUAAGCGACGAGUUCAUCCCGAUGAAUUGUACAGAUGUCCACACUGUCCCAAAGAAUUCAAACUGAAAGACAGAUACCGCGUCCACCUGAUGAAACACAAUCCAGACAAACCUCACAAAUGCACAUUUUGCCCGUCACAGUUCGUACAUCGACACCAUUUGGAGAAUCAUGUUCGAACUCACACAAAAGAGACUCCGUUCCUGUGUAAUUUUUGCGGAAAAGCGUUUCGUGGUGAUGUCGCUCUGCGAGCCCAUUUAUCCACUCAUGACUCGGUAGCAUAUCCGUACCGGUAUCGCUAUCGCAAACCGCCGAAAAUUCAAAAUUGUAAACUCUGCGACUUCGUUUCAACGUAUGGCAAUCUUAAGAAACACAUGAUGCAUGAGCACGGUCAAGGCAGUGGUCGCAUUUCUAGGGAAUUCGAAUACUCGUGCCCCGUUUGCGAAAAGCAAUUUCGACUCGCUGCCAGCUUAGACAAUCAUGUGAAAAUUCAUAAUGAGGUGCGUAAUUUCCAUUGUACGUACUGCAAACAAUCGUUCAGGAAAGCCAAUUAUCUUCGACUGCAUAUCGACGGUGUUCAUUUGAACAAAAAACCGAACAAAUGCGAUCAGUGCAAUGCCGCUUAUUUGAUGUCAAACGAUCUGAGACGGCAUAAAUUGCAACGACAUUCCACGGAGCGACCGUUCGAAUGUUACUACUGUAGUAAGCGAUUCGCCCUGGCCUCUGCAUUAAAAGUCCACAUGAAACUGCAGCAUCGCGAGACAAUAAGCGAUUCAAAAAACUAAUGUCGGUUCGAACAAAGAAUUUGAAAUAAAAACAUUUUUCC
Molecule: messenger RNA, 2126 nt
Organism: Bradysia coprophila
Lineage: Eukaryota; Metazoa; Arthropoda; Insecta; Diptera; Sciaridae
Biological process (GO): regulation of transcription by RNA polymerase II
Cellular component (GO): nucleus
Molecular function (GO): DNA-binding transcription factor activity; zinc ion binding; RNA polymerase II cis-regulatory region sequence-specific DNA binding
Source: RefSeq, a predicted model, not a curated record